UCCAAGCUGUGGUGGGCGGGGAUUGGCGGGUGUCCUAGCAACGGAGAGAACCGCUCUGGGGCGGCUGCCUCCAAGGAGGGGAGCUAGUAGUAGUACAGAGCCUGGCAAGCCUUGUGGUCGUGAGCAGUCCAUCCUCCCUUCCCAUCACAACUGGGCAGUGCCGUCUUUGGGGCACAAAGUAAAAAGGGGAAGGAGAGACAGACACAGGAACAGCUCUGAUCACGAAUGAUGCUGGAGUCUAUUUGUGUCACUGAAAAACUCCAUUGGCCUCAGCAAGAGCUCUCCAAGAAAACAGUAUUGAGUCCUGAAGAGCACCAGUCGAUCCUUAAAAAUGAAAACAUCAGCACUCAGCACAUAUCCCGGCCUCGAAUUCUUAAGGACACAUUCACCACAGGGACUAGUAGCUAUAAUGUCAUCCUGCAGAGCAAAGAGGAGAAAAAACACCUUUUCCAGAAGCAUUCCUCAACUUGCCACAAAAGACUGCGGAAAUCCACAAAACCAAUUAGCGGUUCCCGAAGCAAUGAACGUCACAAGAUUAAGGCCCCUGUGCCUUUAUUCAGAAAUGGGUGGUGUUGCCUCAGUAAACAGCCUUCUCUUUUUAUCACCAGCCCAGUACCUAGCAGUGUUAAGUUAACGCACAGCAUUUCUGUGGCAGGAAGCAGCAUAGGAUUGCAGGCUCAAGUCAAAACCAAGGCAAAAAGGCAUUCCUUCACCAACCUGACGAAACCAAAACCACUGCAGAUGUCCAAAAGCUGUUUAAAAGAAGGAGACGCUGCUGGAAGGAAGUUCUGUGUUCUCACUGCCAUCAAGCCUUCCAAUGUGGAGAGGGAGAAGAUGAAGUUUUUCAACUCAGAUUUUAUCUAUAACCCCCAAUUUGAGUAUGCAAGUACUACUCUAUCAAAUGUGCUAGCAAAGUACAGUCAAGCAUCUAACAGAUUUCUGAAGCAGGCUAUCAAAAUUAUGGAACUGACUUUGGAAAAAUAUGGAAGCUAUGAAAAUUUUGAACAAGCCACUGGAGGAAGCCUGCUGCCCAGAAGCCGUAUCUGGAAUCAUGUCCGGAAAUAUAUGGUGAAAGAAGGUUGCCUUGGCGAGAUUGUAGUUCAUCUCUCUGAAGACUUGCUUUCUCGGGCCUCAAUGACAGUGGUGAAUGGCCGCCCGACUCUUACUAUCAAUGUUUCCACUGCACGAGAGCAUUGGUUGGAAGGAAUGCUGAGGCAUGAAAUAGGAACUCAUUAUCUGAGAGGCAUUAACAACAAUAGCCAGCUGUGGAGCAACUGGAAUGGGCGUAGAAAGCAUGGGUUAAAACCCAUUAACCCCACCGAGGAAGGCCUGGCGAGCCUCCACAGUGUUCUUUUUCGAAAGGAUCCCUUUUUAUGGAGGGCUGCUCUCCUGUAUUACACUGUCUAUCAAGCCAGUCAAAUGUCCUUCCGAGAGCUGUUUCAGGAUAUCGGUAAAUUUGUCACAGACCCCAAUACUAGGUGGGACUAUUGUGUUCGAGCCAAGAGGGGCUGGACUGACACUUCCCAACCCGGUUGCUUCAGUAAAGAUCAGGUCUACUUGGAUGGCAUCCUUCGGAUUCUGAGAUACCGACAUUCCAUUGAUUUCUACUUACUCACAGCUCUAGGCAAGGUUUCCUAUGAAGAUGUGGAUCGCCUGAGGACUGUAGGGAUGACAGAAAACAUGAGGGUGCCACACUUUCUGCACGACUACGGCCGGUACAUGGAACAUUUGGAAAAGAUCAUGGAAGUCAAUGAGCUCUCCGAUACUGAGCUUCAGGAUCUUGUGCCCUGAGCCAGCCACUCUUCCAUUCAUCUGCUCUCUGCUUAUUUUUUCUUCUUCGAACUCUGGGAUAUGUGCUCUAACUUAUUUUUAUGCCUCUCAAAAUUUACAUUAUUUAAAUCUGCUUCUUUUGUUUUGCUUUUAAGAAAGAAAAAAAUCUGGGUUACAGAUUCAGAAGUCACUUAUUUUCAGGUUUCUUAAAAGCUAAUUUGCACCCUUCUCUCAGGAUAUACGAGAUGUAUAUUUACUGUCUUAAAUUAUAGCUGGAACAAAGUCAUAUCUUUUAAGGAUUCCUUUGUGUAGAUUCUUCUACAUUAUCCUUUACAGAAUUGUUUCUGAAUUGAUUUAUUCAAGGCAUAUAACUUAGCUAUUUCCAUUUCAAUAUUUAAUGUUUUUAUUGCUUAAGUUUUCUCAUUUUUAAAUCCCAUUGCUUUGUUUGUUGAAUGCAUUACUCAGUAAUAUUCCAACACAGUUUUCAAAAGGUCAAAGAACUUCUAUAUAUUUGUUGUGUCAGCCAUCCUUAAUGCUGUGUUGUGUACCCUGCUUUCUUCCCUGGAGAAUAUAUUCAUAGAUGUGUAUUUCCUUCCCUUCUAUGGAGUUUGCUGUUCUUCACUUCUUGGUCCUUUUCAUGUGUUCAUAUUUUGGUUUAGGUACUUCACAUCAGAGCUGAUAUAUCACAGGGGGUAAUGUUAUUGAGAGAUCAGCAAGCUGUACAAUAUAAUCUUCUGAAGUACACCUUCUGAGACUCAAGGAAAUGUGUCCUUUUUAUCUAAGGGAACACCGAGUGCAUACUAGAAAGUUCAGGGAAGUUUAGAUCCUUUUCUUUGCAACCAUAGCCAUGGAUGUUGGAAAAGUCUGGUUGGAUCAGAAUCUGUUGAUUGUGUGUCCCUAUAAGGUUGUAAUAUUCACAAUAACAAAAGUUCUACUGACAGUGUCAGUGGGAUGCUUUCCCCAUUUUUAUUUCAUUAAGGAGGGGAGUGAUAUGUGAAACAAUAGCCAGCGAAAAAUGCUUUCAGACAGCGUUCAUUAUAUUCUUUGAGAUAGUGUCAUAAAAACAUUUCCCUGUGUUGCAUAAUAAUUUCAGUAAAAUGCCCUUUCUUUUCUGCUUGCAUUUUUUUAAAAUUAUGUAAGAAGGUUCCAAGAGAAGAAGAUGAGAAUUAGAAUCAAAUUUCAGGACAAGAAUUUUUUAAGUCUCGGGUCCUUAUACAUUUGUUCCGUAGAAGCCCCGCUUUGUUCUAUUACCAUAUUUACUUGUGUCUAAUGCUCAACCCUUUUUGACUAAAUUACAUCAUCAAAUUGAAAAGCAUAUUAAGAUUCAGUGACAUGUUAGACUGAUGCAUAUAACAUGCAUGAAAAGGCCCAGAAGGACCCGGAGACCAGACAGAGAGGCGGGGAGCAAAGAGGCUGUUCCCGGUGGUGGCCUCAGGGCUCCAUGGUGCUCAGAGAAGGAGGAGGAACACCUAGCUGGUUACCUACUUGUUCCUACCACGUAGCUACGGAGGAGCCAUGCACAAGAAGCAUUGCCCUUCUCCCACUGGGAUGUCUUGCCCAUUCAUCCCCAAGGCUCAACACUGUGCUGUUCCCAACUAGUCUCAUUCACUGAGUCUUCAAAACUGAGGAGGAGGGUUUGAAGGUCUCGUGGGAACAGGGCAAGGGUGAGGAGUUUACUAUCCUCAGCCUGACAGAUGAGCUGCUUCCCAAGUGGACUCAUUUAUGCUGCCUACCUCCCUGAUGCACUUUGCCUUCACCAUUAGGCACAUUACAUUUGAUGGCAAAUCCAUUUUUUGUAAUGUACACCAUCAAAAUUGGGGUGCACAUUUCAUUCCAUGGUGCAUAUACUCGAGUAAAUAAUGGGUAUAUACAUUCUUUAUUAACCAAUGUAAGUUAUGCAUGGUUAUGCCAUGAAAUGAAUGUAUAUUUAUUUUUCUCAAUAGAGAUGUAUCUUCCUUUGUAGUGAACCUAACUUAUUUGCUAAUCAGUUUUUCAUCUGGAAGUAGGUGACUGGUUUCAUUGCUAAUGGAUGUUCCUUUCUCAACCAGUAUCUCACAAGUCUAGGUCACUAGUCUAGGUAUCCCUGAACCACUUACCAAUAUCUCACUUGUCUAGGUAUUUCUGAACCAUUUUGUGUAUUUUUCAUUUUUUUUUCACAUGCCAGCACUUCGUUGUUUUGAUCUGGGCAUCUUCCUUUCUUGACCCAUGAGACCAGUCGGGAAUAUGAGCUGUUCCUGGAGAAAGACAUGCAUGUCACCACCAUUCAGGAAGGUCCCACAGCAACUAAAGGGUUCAUGCCUUGUCAGAAGCAUGUUUUCCUUUCUAUUAGGAUUUUGGUGUUAUAUAGUCACUACAAGGCAGAACCAACUUCUCUUCAACAUUUUCAGAUUGCUCAAAUAGCAAUUUCAACAAUGUUGAAUAACUUAUUUUUUUAAAAGCUGCAAUUUUAAUUAUACACAGAGUCCCAUGAGAGUUUUAGAAGUGAAUUUACGGCUCCCUCUACCAUACUGUUUAUCUAGUGUGGUUUUUUUGUUUUUUUAAAAAAUGUGUUUAUUAAUCCAUUUAAGUACAACUUCAGUGAAUUAAAGUAUAACUUAAACAUACCCAUCAAAAUGCAUUCAGGCACAGUGAAGAUAAUUCCAGUUUGGAAGUUAAAAGUAGAUUUCUGGUGUCUAUAAGCUUGUAAUAAAAAAUACUUAACUAGAAGAUACUGAAAGUUUUGAAUAAUCUACAAAACUAAAAGCUUAAAAAUGGCAUUUUGUCAAUGGAGUGACGGAUUGAAAAUAGCAUUCCACAGAAUACCUAACAAAACUUGGACCAACACAAUAGCCUUAAUUUUCUAUUAUUAAUUAACACUGUUUAUUUGCGGGAAAUUGUGGGAUGCGCUCCUGAAUGCACUAAAUGUCUGAAUUUUAAAAUGUCUCAAUCAACUCCUGAAUUCUCCGUUUUCAACAUAGACAUUUUUUUAAAUUUAUCACUUCUGAUUUUGCAUGUUUCGAUCCACUUCCACUAAUUUGCAUGAACACUUUGUCAAUGUGCUGUAAACAAUAUACACCAACAGCCUAAGCUGUAUGAUGAAGAAAACUAAAGCAGCAUUCUACAUAUCUCUGGUUCAAUAUUUAAUACUGUUUAGUAGGCAAUAGAUUGGAUUGUGGCGCUCAGAGUUGGAGUAUCUCUGUGAUAUAAGGAAAAAUAAUAAUUUUCUCAGGUCUUACAGUAGCACAAACUACUGCUUAGCGCCUCCCUCUACUCUGUUUUCUCUCCCUUCUCUAAUCUGCUGCUUCAGUCCUUUCAGAUUGUACUGCCAGAAACUGAUAGGUCAAGAGGAGAUUGGCAAAGGUCUUUAUCCAUAAUCACACAGAAAAAUAGUGUUGUAACCUUGGGUGGCUCAAGCACUACAGAACCUGAAUCAUACCUUUCCACAUCUCUUAGGUAAAAUAAUCAUUCAUUCUUAGGAUACUACACUUGGGAACAAUGGAUUUGUAUCAAGAGAGCCUUAAGACCAGGGCUGAGAAUCACACAGCCUUACAAAUGUCUUUGUGUUUUGUUUUGUUUUUUGCUCCUGGCAUUCCUCACUGUUGGCUUUUCAUACUAGUGAUUGGAGUAACCUUCAUACCAAAACGAGAAGGCCCAAAGAUUCCCAACCCUGAUUAUGAUUAAUGUGUAAAAGUAUGUACAUUUUAUCCAAAGGCCAUGCAUUGGUAACUAAAAUAAUCUGCCUUUGUUUAUUUACUUUAUAUUUUCAUUACUUCAUUUUUCUCAAAGUAUCUCCAUUCGUCUUAAUGACUGAUUUGUCUUGACUUGAUUUUUUAAACUUUGUGAAUAUCAUCAAAUCAUAAUUAUCUGUGUAUUUUGGUCAGUUAAAUGGUUCCUUCGUAUUACUCCGUACCUAUCAAAUUCUUAGUUCCAAAAAGCCAUGUAUCUAUUUUUAUACAUCCUCGUGUUGCGCGUCAACUGCAGUUGCUUUUUCACAGUGUGAUACUAAAGUCUUUUUACUGUACUUGUGGCCGUGUGCUGCUCUUUGUGAUCAGACUAGAGGUUGCAAAUAAUAAUUGUGAUACAGUAUUGUUUAAAUCCAACCUUCCUUGUUUUGCUUCGUUGAUGUAAACCCAAUAGUUGUCUUAAAGAUCUCAACUUUAAAUUAUGUACUAUUUACAUUUGUAGUAGUCACAUCGUUAUUUGAACAAAUGAGUACAGUUCAGUACAAAUUGAGAUUUUGAUUGUUAAUAUAGUAUAUGUCAUUUAGCCAGCUAUUUGUUAGUACCAACUUUAUUCUAUUUUUACAUAAAUGUUGUAGAUAGGUAAUUUGUACACUGUUUUGGGUAUAUAUAUAUAUAUACUGUAUAUGGUGAUAAACAUGUUAUAAGGUUGAAAGGUAGUACACCAUUUGUAUAGGUCUGCCCAGAAAGUCUUGUGAUGGUUAUAUAUGACUAAUAAGGAAUCUUGAGUAUUUUAUAGAGCUGUAGUCACUUUCAGUGAAAGAGUGAUUGAGUAACAAGAUCCUGCCAGUCUGAAAAACAUUCAGCCCAGGACUCCACAAUUAACCAGAGCUCUCACAAGUUACUUUUUAUACUAGAUGUCCUUAUCUCCUGCUCUGCUCACUGCAUGGCACAUGGAAACUAACUUUUCUAAACUCUUAACAGAAACUUUCUAAGAUGUCCCAUCCUCAUCCUGAUGUUCCAGAGCAAUUGUACCUCUGGCUAUUUCAAUAUUUCUGUCCAUUAAUUGGCAAUUGUAAUAAACACUUCAAUGAA
This is a messenger RNA of Anolis sagrei ordinatus, 6524 nucleotides long. RefSeq names its product microtubule associated tyrosine carboxypeptidase 2 (gene MATCAP2). The record is from RefSeq and is a predicted model, not a curated record. Lineage: Eukaryota; Metazoa; Chordata; Lepidosauria; Squamata; Anolidae.